GUGACUUGACCAGCAGGAUUCAGAAUUGCGAUCAUCCUGAGCAGAAGAUAGCUUUAGGGUUAGGGUUUGCAGGGAACCGCUGACAAAAAAAGAAGAUGAUCGAGGUGGUGCUGAACGAUCGGCUGGGGAAGAAGGUCCGAGUGAAGUGCAACGAGGAUGACACGAUCGGCGACCUGAAGAAGCUGGUGGCAGCUCAGACUGGAACUCGAGCCGAUAAAAUCCGUAUCCAGAAGUGGUACACCACCUACAAGGACCAUAUUACCCUCAAGGAUUAUGAAAUCCAUGACGGCAUGGGCCUCGAGCUCUACUACAAUUAGAUCAUCCUUAUCCCCAUGUCAUUGUACUUUACUUGUGUAUUCUACUGCAAUCAGAAACAUGGAAUGGAUCUUAUGCAAAGCAUUCUCCUCGAGAAAAAGAUAUUGAUGUUAGUAGCUUGUGUGGGUCGUCAACUCGUCAUAUGCUAAAGAACAUAUGAAAACUCUGGCCGCUGCGUGAAUUGUGUGACUAAUAACUUGUCUAAUACUGCAUUGUGCUCGUUCAGUGUUUUUCAUAUACUUAUUUUUGUCGAUGCUUUGUUGUGAUUA
Coffea eugenioides is the source of this 584-nucleotide messenger RNA. RefSeq names its product ubiquitin-like protein 5. The coding region runs from base 96 to 317 and encodes 73 amino acids. Gene Ontology annotation, molecular function: protein binding; protein tag activity. Gene Ontology annotation, cellular component: cytoplasm; nucleus. The record is from RefSeq and is a predicted model, not a curated record. NCBI's taxonomy places the organism in Eukaryota, Viridiplantae, Streptophyta, Magnoliopsida, Gentianales, Rubiaceae. The transcript has 2 exons. Gene Ontology annotation, biological process: protein modification process; mRNA splicing, via spliceosome.